Saccostrea cuccullata (small rock oyster) is the source of this 2530-nucleotide messenger RNA. Its product is annotated as cytochrome P450 3A9-like. NCBI's taxonomy places the organism in Eukaryota, Metazoa, Mollusca, Bivalvia, Ostreida, Ostreidae. Bases 400 to 1950 code for a protein of 516 amino acids. Gene Ontology annotation, molecular function: heme binding; oxidoreductase activity, acting on paired donors, with incorporation or reduction of molecular oxygen; iron ion binding. The record is from RefSeq and is a predicted model, not a curated record. The transcript is spliced from 14 exons.
UGCUCACUGAUCGUGUGAAUGAGUAGUGAACCACGUGUUUUAAAUAAUUAACAUAAAACGCAUGAAUCGACUUGGUAGUAGCUUUGUUGAUUAUAUAUAUAUGUAUAUAGUGCGUGUACUACAGUGUCUUUUAUCGGUAUAUGCCGUGCACAUGUCCACACAGCAGUCUGUGGGAUUUACUUGCAGCUCAGGUGUAUCUUCUGAACAAAAUUAGCUGAAUGCACGCAAGGAAAACACGUUAAUUACCCCUACUUUAUUUACAUCUAAGUGAAGGCUUAUUUAACACUCUCCACCAGUAUCGGAUUCCGACAUGUUAUCCAAUUCCAUAACACAGAAACCCUGGAUUUUAUGACGGGUGUCAAACAGAAAUAAGCCACGGAAUCCACAAACAAACGGACUAUGGCUGGACUAUUCCAUAUAUUCCUAACCUUUGACCCGGUGUUACUAGCACUGAUCGUCUUAGCUGCUGUGUUACUGUACAGUUACCUUAACAACUUAUACACUGUGUUCAACAAACUUAACAUACCGGGACCUAAACCUAAAUGGAUUUUUGGGAAUCUUGGUGAAUUUAGAGACAAGUUUCCUCUAGAAGUGUUUAAAGAAUGGAGAUUGAAGUACGGAGAUGUAUUUGGGUUUUUCGAGGGAUUUAGACCAAGUAUCGUAAUCAGCGAUCCUGAGAUUGCAAAGCAAGUCCUAGUCAAGCAUUUCGACAAAUUCCACGUGCGACCGAUUUACAAUCCAUUUGUGUAUUACCCUGAUAAUCUGAGUUUACUUAAUACAUACGGGGACACCUGGAGGAGACAGCGCUCUGUAGUGGCAUCAGCCUUCAAAUCCGUAAAUACAGCUCACGUUGUCAAAUGUCUGAAUCGAGUUGCCGAUAAGUUGGUUAGCAAGCUUGAGGAAAGUGCAGCACACUGUCAAACCGGCUCUGAUAUCACAAGCCUGAUAGACAGAUUCUCAAUAGAUGCUUUUGCCUAUGCAGCUUUCAACUACAACGUCAACAGUUUGGAUGACGAGAAUGCCACACUUUAUCGUUAUAUGAAGGCAUUUAACCAUUCCUCCUCGGCGGACAACCCAGCGGCAGGCUUAGCCAGAGUUUAUGAAAGCCUAACGCCAUUUCUUAAAAUAUUUGACAAAGAGCACGCAAUGUUGCAUGAACUCCAUGUUAAAGAAAUCAGAAAGUGCAUUCAGGAAGAGCGAAUAAGGCAGCUAUCUGAGCAGGGUGUCAACAAAGCCGAGAUGAACUUCCUCCAGCACCUAAUGCACGGAUCGUUCCAAGUUCAGGGAGCGGACGGUAAAUGGUACAGACGAGGCCUCACGGACGAGGACAUUGUAGCUCACCUGAAUUCUCUGAUAGGCGGGGGACUGGGGACCCUGAAUGCCUCCAUAGAAUUCGUCAUUCACAUGCUGUCUGUCAACCCGUCAUUACAACAAAGACUGUACGAUCAAAUUAUAGAAGUUUGUGGAAACGAGGAAAACCCAACUGACCAACAGCUCAAAGACCUAGAGGAUAUGGACAAAUUUAUUUCUGAAACCCUUCGAUUACUUCCCUGCGCCCCGGGAGUAGCCAGGUUGUGCACGGAGGAUUGUGAAAUUAAUGGAAUUCCAUUCAAAAAAGGCUGGUUUGUAAGGAUUAUGUUGUGUACACUGUACACCGAUGAUUCCGUGUUCCCUAAAGCAGAGAUUUUCGAUCCGGAAAGAUUUUCCACAACAGAAAAGGAGAAGAGACAUCCGUAUGCGUUCCUUCCAUAUGGUCAGGGACCGCGCAUGUGUCCCGGGUAUAAUAUUGCACUGUACCAAACAAAAGCAACAUUAGUCAAGAUCCUUAGGAAGUUUAUCAUUGAAAGUUGUCCAAAUACAGAGGACCCCCUUCCAACUGCCCUGAGACCGAUGUUGUGUCCUAAAAACGGUGUGUUCAUAAAACUUAGAGAUCGUAUUCAAACUCAGUGAUGAACUACAAUUGUUAAAAUGAACAAAACGACAAAAUCAUGGCAAUACAGGCGUGCUUGUAUUUGGGCAGCCCAUGUCCUUCGAAGGAGCUCGACGCAUUAGACAUGGACAGGUCCCACUCCGAUUUCCUGAUCAAUAUUCACCAAGAGAAUUAUACUCAAGUUUUCAUUCAUCCAAAACCCAGUUGUUUUGAUGAUUGACACAUAAGUCCUCAGUGUGUUAUAAAUGCUCAUGACUGUCUGUCUGUGUGAAGUGAAUAUAACGCCAUUUUCUCCAUGGAGAUAAUGCAGAACUUUGUACGUUGUUACCACGUAGGGUAACUACUUUGACUCAGAUCCACGAAGUCGUAUUAUACGACAGAUGUUGAGAGGGACCAGUCAUACUGAAUAGAAAUCCAUUGACAUGUGUAUGGUACAUAUGAUUUAUGUAUUAUUCAGACUUCAUUAUCAUGAUGUUCUUGUUUUCAUGAUUUCAAUGAUUGUACAUACGUCAAGAUGAUAUUUAUUUGUUCAAUAAUUUGUUAUGCAUGCAUAUAUUUAAGUGCAAUUUAAAUCGAAAUUAAAUGUUUUGUUAAACGUUA